This is a messenger RNA of Piliocolobus tephrosceles (Ugandan red Colobus), 3298 nucleotides long. It is a transcript of the gene ARAF, whose product is annotated as A-Raf proto-oncogene, serine/threonine kinase. The record is from RefSeq and is a predicted model, not a curated record. Gene Ontology annotation, biological process: protein phosphorylation; MAPK cascade. The transcript has 14 exons. The coding region runs from base 1323 to 2852 and encodes 509 amino acids. NCBI's taxonomy places the organism in Eukaryota, Metazoa, Chordata, Mammalia, Primates, Cercopithecidae. Gene Ontology annotation, cellular component: cytosol; mitochondrion. Gene Ontology annotation, molecular function: MAP kinase kinase kinase activity; ATP binding.
AGUCUUCCAUUAGUCUUCCCUUAGUCUUUAGUGCCCCCUUAUCUGCAGAGUACGUGUUCCAAGACCCCCAGUGGAUGCUUGAAACCACAGAUAGUACCGAACCCAAUUGCUAUCAGCCGGAGCAUGUUUCUAUUCUUGUCUUCUACCCAUAAAUGUAAUGCCUUUUCCGUCUUAACUAAGCAUGUAUCAUGUACUCCGGCCAUCACUUUUGCAAUAUGAGGUAUGACGUCAAAACUAGCAUGAAUUUAUUUUUCCUUCUUCACAGUUCCAAAGAUGGAAGAUUCUUUCUUACAGUAGAUCUCAACAACCUCAGCAUAUGAUUUUCUUUGCUUUCAAGUCAAGAACUUUUACCUUUUUGCCUAAAGGAAGCACUUUACAGCUUCUCUUUGGCAUGUCCAAAUUGCCACCAACACUACUCCUGUGCUUUGGGGCCAUUAUUAAGUAAAAUGGCGAUCACUUGAAGACAGCCACUAUGAUAUUGAGUCAGUUGUUUGAUAACUGAGCAGGCUACUAAGUGAUGGGUGGUAGGAUAAACAGUGUGAAUCUUCUAGAUAAAGGGAUGAUUCACAUCCUGGGUGGGAUGGUGCAGGAUUUCAUCAUGCUACUCAGAAUGCACGCAAUUUAAAACUUAUGAAUUGUUUAUUUCUGCAAUUUUCAAUUUAAUACUUUCCCACCCGGUUGACCACAGGUAACUGAAACCAUGGAGAGUGAAACCACAGAUAAGGGAGGACUACUGUAGUUCAAGUAAUCUAUGAGUUCAUCCAUCUUUUGUUUUGUUACUUCAUUGGUUCAUUGGCCUGUAAGGUCAGCCAACUCAUUCUCCCCUGGCCCCCAAGUCCUUACCCUGGUCCAUCACUUCCUUCCAGAUUUCAUCUAUUUUGUCCUUUCACGAUGUCAUGACUUCAUCAGCUCUCUUCUCCCUCAUUUUCCCCAUUCUGUGUCUGCUGAGUUGGGUCUUGCUGACCUUAUUUAUUCCUCUCUUGUGGGGUUCCUUAAUUUUUUAUGCAGUUCACACACUGCACUUUAUUUGUUGUUUCAGUGCCCCCUCAGCCCCCUUUUCGGGGGCUGGCUUAGUGCUUCUAAGAUGUAGUUGUUUAGUUUCAUUUGCUUCUCCCCUUCCGUUCCAGAGCAUGGACUCUUCACACCGUCCUGCCUCUCAUUACCCUUGUGGCCCAGGGCCAGUCAUUUUAUCCCUCUGAGCCUGUUUCCCAUCUGUGAAGUCGGGGCGAGGACGAAAGACAGUCACUGCCUGGGACACAGCCAUUGCUCCCCUGGAUGGCGAGGAGCUCAUUGUCGAGGUCCUUGAAGAUGUCCCGCUGACCAUGCACAAUUUUGUACGGAAGACCUUCUUCAGCCUGGCGUUCUGUGACUUCUGCCUUAAGUUUCUGUUCCAUGGCUUCCGUUGCCAAACCUGUGGCUACAAGUUCCACCAGCAUUGUUCCUCCAAGGUCCCCACAGUCUGUGUUGACAUGAGUACCAACCGCCAACAGUUCUACCACAGUGUCCAGGAUUUGUCCGGAGGCUCCAGACAACAUGAGGCUCCCUCGAACCGCCCCCUGAAUGAGUUGCUAACCCCCCAGGGUCCCAGGCCCCACACUCAGCACUGUGACCCGGAGCACUUCCCCUUCCCUGCCCCGGCCAACGCCCCCCUGCAGCGCAUCCGCUCCACAUCCACUCCCAACGUCCAUAUGGUCAGCACCACGGCCCCCAUGGACUCCAACCUCAUCCAGCUCACUGGCCAGAGUUUCAGCACUGAUGCUGCCAGUAGUAGAGGAGGUGGUGAUGGAACCCCCCGGGGGAGCCCCAGCCCAGCCAGCGUGUCCUCGGGGAGGAAAUCCCCACAUUCCAAGUCACCAGCAGAGCAGCGUGAGCGGAAGUCCUUGGCCGAUGACAAGAAGAAAGUGAAGAACCUGGGGUACCGGGACUCAGGCUAUUACUGGGAGGUACCACCCAGUGAGGUGCAGCUGCUGAAGAGGAUCGGGACAGGCUCGUUUGGCACCGUGUUUCGAGGGCGGUGGCAUGGCGAUGUGGCUGUGAAGGUGCUCAAGGUGUCCCAGCCCACAGCUGAGCAGGCCCAAGCUUUCAAGAAUGAGAUGCAGGUGCUCAGGAAGACGCGACAUGUCAACAUCUUGCUGUUUAUGGGCUUCAUGACCCGACCGGGAUUCGCCAUCAUCACACAGUGGUGUGAAGGCUCCAGCCUCUACCAUCACCUGCAUGUGGCCGACACACGCUUCGACAUGGUCCAGCUCAUCGACGUGGCCCGGCAGACUGCCCAGGGCAUGGACUACCUCCAUGCCAAGAACAUCAUCCACCGAGAUCUCAAGUCUAACAACAUCUUCCUACAUGAGGGGCUCACGGUGAAGAUCGGUGACUUUGGCUUGGCCACAGUGAAGACUCGAUGGAGCGGGGCCCAGCCCUUGGAGCAGCCCUCAGGCUCUGUGCUGUGGAUGGCAGCUGAGGUGAUCCGUAUGCAGGACCCGAACCCCUACAGCUUCCAGUCAGAUGUCUAUGCCUACGGGGUUGUGCUCUACGAGCUCAUGACUGGCUCACUGCCUUACAGCCACAUUGGCUGCCGUGACCAGAUUAUCUUUAUGGUGGGCCGUGGCUAUCUGUCCCCGGACCUCAGCAAAGUCUCCAGCAACUGCCCCAAGGCCAUGCGGCGCCUGCUGUCUGACUGCCUCAAGUUCCAGCGGGAGGAACGGCCCCUCUUCCCCCAGAUCCUGGCCACAAUUGAGCUGCUGCAACGGUCACUCCCCAAGAUUGAGCGGAGUGCCUCGGAACCCUCCUUGCACCGCACCCAGGCUGAUGAGUUGCCUGCCUGCCUACUCAGCGCAGCCCGCCUUGUGCCUUAGGCCCCGCCCAAGCCACCGGGGAGCCAGUCUCAGCCCUCCACGCCAAGGAGCCUAGCCCACCAGCCAAUCAAUGUUCGUCUCUGCCCUGAUGCUGCCUCAGGAUCCCCCAUUCCCCACCCUGGGAGAUGAGGGGGGUCCCCAUGUGCUUUUCCAGUUCUUCUGGAAUUGGGGUCCUCCCAAAGACUGAGCCCCCUGCCUCCAUCAUUUGGUUUCCUCUUGGCUUUGGGGAUACUUUUAAAUUUUGGGAGCUCCUCCAUCUCCAAUGGCUGGGAUUUGUGGCAGGGAUUCCACUCAGAACCUCUCUGGAAUUUGUGCCCGAUGUGCCUUCCACUGGAUUUUGGGGUUCCCAGCACCCCAUGUGGAUUUUGGGGGUCCCUUUUGUGUCUCCCCCGCCAUUCAAGGACUCCCCUCUUUCUUCACCAAGAAGCACAGAAUUCUGCUGGGCC